This is a messenger RNA of Trichoderma atroviride IMI 206040, 999 nucleotides long. RefSeq lists its product as uncharacterized. Lineage: Eukaryota; Fungi; Ascomycota; Sordariomycetes; Hypocreales; Hypocreaceae. The record is from RefSeq and is a predicted model, not a curated record.
AUGGCUUUGGUCAACAACUUUGGCGCAGAGACAACUGCCGAAGAGGUCGCCUCUUCUUUUCGCGACCAGAUUACUGGAAAGACGAUUCUCAUUACUGGAGUGAGUCCCAAUGGCCUGGGAGCCGCGACUGCUCAGGCUCUCGCCAAGUACACCCCGGCAAGCUUGAUAUUCACGGCUCGGACACCCUCCAAAGCUUCUUCCGUGGCUGAUGCUAUUCGUGACGAGCACGCAGCAAUGAAGUCGCAGAUUCAUGUCGUCCAAGCAGACUUGUCCAACUCGGAAAGCAUUCGCCAAGCAGUAACCAACAUCCAGAAAAUAACACCGAGUAUUGACAUUAUAAUCAACAAUGCCGGGGUGAUGGCCAUCCCGGAGAGAGAGAUUACAAAACAGGGCAUCGAGGCUCACCUGGCUACAAACUUCUUUGGUCAUUUCCUACUCACGACGCUCCUAUCUCCACAGCUUAAGGCGGCAGGGCCAAAGGCACGCGUUGUCAACAUUGUGAGCGGCGGAUUCUACGUACAACCGUUUCGCUUCAGCGACUAUAACUUUGAUGGGGGAAAAGAUGUUCCGCCAGAAGAGCAAGUCGAUCUUGACAACGCAGAAAAGCUCGGCAUGGGAUGGGUCAAGGAUGCCGGCACGGGAUACAUCCCCUUCUUGGCCUAUUCUCAAAGCAGCACGGCGUUGAUGCUCCUGACCAAAGGUCUGAAUGAGGGCUACGCUGGAGAAAGGAUCACAGCUGUGAGUGCUGCGCCGGGAGUUGUCCUGACUGAACUACAAAGACACCUCCCAACCGAGUUUCGGAAUCCAAACAUGCCAUAUAAGACGGCAAGCCAGGGAGUUGCAAGCUUUCUCGUCGCUGCUUUGGAUCCAAAUCUGCAAGAUCAUCCGGGCGCUUAUAUUGACGACUGUCAGAUCAAAGAGGUACCGACAUAUGCGCAAGAGGCGGCUAUUGCUCGUAAACUCUGGACAAUGGCUGAAUCAUGGGUCAAGGGCGCGUGA